Molecule: messenger RNA, 294 nt
Organism: Eruca vesicaria subsp. sativa (arugula)
Lineage: Eukaryota; Viridiplantae; Streptophyta; Magnoliopsida; Brassicales; Brassicaceae
Source: the annotation of a GenBank genome assembly
AUGGACGUCGAAGACAGUAUAUGUGCUCUGCCAACCUAUUGGAAUCUUGCUUUCCCCGACUUGUUCAUUGCGGCUGCUCCUGAACCGGUUUAUGAUUUCUUCCAGAUCCAGAAAAUGGAAGAUUUUCUUGGCGGUUACAAGAUUGUGUUUUGUUCUAAUGGUGAAGAUUGCGUUGAUGUCGGGAUAUCUGUGGGCGGAGAUGGCGUUCGGCGUUUGGUUGUAGACUCUAAGCCAUUCGAGGUUGUGUUCGUAAAAGCUACUCAGACAAAGGCUUCGGCCAAUAAUAAAACUUAA